UGACUAUAUCGAAUAGAACUUUAGUUCAAAUUGCUGCCUGGGGUGGCAUAAUAGUGAGCACUACAGGAUUUUAUCUACAACACCGGUUAAUUGACAAGACCCAGAAAAUAAUACCGCAGAUGACAAAUCUGCUAGAUUUAAAAUUCCUGUGUCGGGUCCAAAAGAUAGAGGAACAUACAGUUUUUGGGCUGAAAAAACCAAUGACGAAUGGAAACUAACUCGUGCUGAACUUGAAUUGAAAUCAAAACCAGAUUCCAAGUUGGUGAUAUUGAAAUAAGUAAAUGUGGUUAGAUUUUCCAGACUUCUAAUAAGGAAAAAACACAAUGUUGAAGCAUUUUGUUGGAACAGCGAAAGAGCAGUUUUUUUAUCACAAUACUUUACUUUGUCUGGUAAAAGCUCUUGAGGGGCAAAACAUAACAGUAGAUUUGCGACAUGAUAGCCAUGUCUGUGGAGAGGUCAUCUUAGUUGAUGGGUACAUGAACAUUUCUUUUGGAACAGCAGUUUUCGUUGACGCUAAAGGCAAUGAGUUCGCCUAUGACAAUCUGUUCAUACAGGGACGCAACAUCAGAUACGUCCACAUUCCCGAAAAUAUGGCGGCAAGGGAUACUAUUAAAACGGAAUUAUUAAAAGUAGCCCCAAAACCUAGAAAUCAAAAUGAGCAAGUACGAAAAUCUAGAAAAGCCAAGAAAGCGCUCAAGCUUCACAUGGAAACCGUGGCCAGACUGCAAGACACUAAGGACUGCUGAUCAGUCAUCUUUAGAUAGGAUCUUCAUUUGUAUUUAUCUCACUACUUGUAC
Molecule: messenger RNA, 797 nt
Organism: Cydia splendana
Lineage: Eukaryota; Metazoa; Arthropoda; Insecta; Lepidoptera; Tortricidae
Gene: Lsm10
Product: U7 snRNA-associated Sm-like protein LSm10
Exons: 5
Coding region: 324-746 (140 amino acids)
Biological process (GO): mRNA 3'-end processing by stem-loop binding and cleavage
Cellular component (GO): cytoplasmic U snRNP body; nuclear body
Molecular function (GO): histone pre-mRNA DCP binding; U7 snRNA binding
Source: RefSeq, a predicted model, not a curated record